Messenger RNA from Centropristis striata (black sea bass), 3118 nucleotides. RefSeq names its product MAP/microtubule affinity-regulating kinase 4a (gene mark4a). Gene Ontology annotation, cellular component: cytoplasm. Lineage: Eukaryota; Metazoa; Chordata; Actinopteri; Perciformes; Serranidae. Gene Ontology annotation, biological process: protein phosphorylation; microtubule cytoskeleton organization; intracellular signal transduction. The transcript is spliced from 17 exons. The record is from RefSeq and is a predicted model, not a curated record. Gene Ontology annotation, molecular function: tau-protein kinase activity; ATP binding; protein serine/threonine kinase activity. The coding region runs from base 629 to 2914 and encodes 761 amino acids.
AGAGCGGAAGUCUCUCCUCUGCGUAUUGAUUCUAGUUUGAAGGUGGUGCGCAUCUCACCGACCGGGAAUACCGAUUUCUGAACAUUUCGGCCUUUUUCCCCGCUGCACCGAAAGCUGUGUUUUCCUGCGAGCUGCUGCAAAUGGGAGCGUGUUGCAUUUGCGUGGCGGGGUUCUAGUGACAGAUUAUAUCUGGCAGUAUUAUGACAAACGGAGAUGACACACAUCCAGAAGGAGCCGUGUUUGUUUUGUAUGGCGAAAUGAGGCAGGGGGUGGAGAGUCGCCACAGAGACGCUGGGCUCCGGCCAAACAUCUCCGCAUUUUAGCCCUUAUUCGAUGCUCGGGAUCUGCAUUGCAUUGCAUUUGCUGCAUCGUUGAUCGGCCGUUUUUUUUCUGCAAAGUGCAUGGUGGAAAAUGCAGCUUGUUUGAGGACACCCCCCUCCACAUAUCCAUUGCUGCCAUGAUAGGCAGAGGUCUCCUCUCGUCCGCGGCUCGGCCGGUUGGAGAACAGGCAGAUUGAUUCGGGACGGUGGGUUGCAUCUGCGGAUGUUAUUCUGUCUGGAGCCUGUAAAUAACAUCCGCGCAAACACACCGUGAUUGUCACUCAGGGAAAGAGGAGAGAGGAAACAACAUGUCUUCUCGGUCUGCAUUACCGUCUGGAAACGACAGGAGUACUGGAGACCAUCAUGUUUCGCUGGGGGCCAGCCGCUCAGACAAGGCCACCAGCCAGUCCAGCCGCUCGCUGGGCGCCCGGUGCAGGAACUCCAUCGCCUCCUGCUCCGACGAGCAGCCGCACAUCGGCAACUACCGCCUGCUCAAGACCAUCGGCAAGGGAAACUUUGCCAAGGUUAAGCUGGCCCGCCACAUCCUGACGGGCAGGGAGGUUGCAAUAAAAAUCAUUGACAAAACUCAGUUGAACCCAACCAGCCUACAAAAGCUCUUUCGGGAGGUACGAAUAAUGAAAGGCUUGAAUCACCCUAACAUAGUGCAGCUGUUCGAGGUGAUUGAGACUGAUAAGACCCUUUACCUAAUCAUGGAGUAUGCCAGUGGAGGUGAAGUGUUUGACUACCUCGUGUCUCAUGGGAGAAUGAAGGAGGUUGAAGCCAGAGCCAAAUUUCGACAGAUUGUUUCCGCUGUCCACUACUGCCACACGAAGAACAUUGUCCACAGAGAUUUGAAGGCGGAGAACCUUCUGCUGGAUGCCGACGCCAACAUCAAGAUCGCCGACUUUGGCUUCAGCAACGAGUUCACGCUGGGCAACAAGCUGGACACGUUCUGUGGCUCGCCGCCCUACGCUGCCCCUGAGCUUUUCCAGGGCAAGAAGUAUGAUGGGCCCGAGGUGGACGUCUGGAGUCUCGGGGUCAUCCUAUACACGCUGGUCAGCGGCUCGCUGCCCUUUGAUGGGCAGAACCUGAAGGAGCUGAGGGAGCGUGUGCUGAGGGGAAAGUACCGCGUGCCCUUCUAUAUGUCCACAGACUGUGAGGGGAUCCUUCGCAGAUUCCUGGUGCUCAACCCCAGCAAACGCUGCACCCUAGACCAAGUCAUGAAGGACAAGUGGAUAAAUUCAGGGUAUGAGGGGGACGACCUGAAGCCCCAUAUAGAACCUGUUGAAGACUUCAGUGAUCCAGCUCGUAUAGAGGUGAUGGUGGGGAUGGGCUUCACUUCAGAGGAAAUCAAGGACUCUCUGCUCAAUCAGAAAUACAAUGAAGUCACAGCCACCUACUUACUGCUGGGCCGCAAAGGAGACGAGGGCAGUGAGGCUCGCACAGCUAGUAGCCUGUCCCUGGCGAGGGUACGACCCAGCCCCAUCACCAACGGGACCAACAAGCACUCCUCAGCCACCGGCUCCUCCUCCUCCUCCACCUCCUCCUCGCAUAGCAAGACCCAGCGCAGUGCCUCCACCUACCACAGGCAGCGACGGCACAGCGACUUCUGCGGGCCUUCCAUGCCCGUCAUGCACCCCAAGCGGAGCCCCACUAGCACGGGCGACCGUGAGCUGCGGGAGGGACGGAUGCCUUCACGUAAGGCCAGCUGCAGCGUGAUGGGGAGCCACAGCCUCCCUCCCUCUAGCCCCAUGGUCAGCAGUGCCAACAACCCCAACAAGUCUGAGAUCCCAGACCGCCGCAAAGACAUGACCGCCACCACGAAUAACAUCCCUGGAAGCGCCAUGACACGCAGGAAUACAUAUGUGUGCACUGAUCGCUCAGGCGCUGACAGACACUCUCUCCUGCAGAACGGCAAAGACAACAGCUCCCUGGGCCACCGCUUGCCUGCAGCGUCUCCCUCCACGCUCAGCAUUUCCGGCGCCGGAGCUGCCUCCUCCUCUUCUUCUUCGGACCGAUGCCGCCUGACCCGAGGCUCCACCAUCCGCAGCACCUUUCACGGGGGACAGCUUAGGGACCGUGGGCCCCCGGUCUACUCGGCCCCGCCAACUUCACCCACCUUGUCCCACCAUGACACCAGUCCUCUGCCCCAUGCCCGCACCAGGGCAACCUCCAACCUCUUCACCAAGCUGACCUCCAAACUCACUCGCAGGGUCACAAAUGAAUCUGAGGGAAUCAGGAGAUUUGCGGUCACAAGUUGCCAUCUACCUGGGUAUCAAAAAGCGUCCGAGCCCCGGGCCGUCGGACGUGGCUGGGAUCUGAGGGGCGGUGGGCGGCGGGACCCUGCGGAGGUGGUUCUGGCUCUGCGGGAGGCGGCGCUCGGAUGUGGCUGCCAAGUCCACCAUGCCGGCCCCUUUCUGCUCUCCUGCACCCACGGCGUGGCAGGGGGCCGCGUGGCUUUCGAGGCCGAGGUGUGCCAUCUUUCCACGGGCACCUCUGAGACUUCUAACGGGGUGCGCUACACGCGACUCUGGGGGACACCGCUAGCUUUUCGGGACAUUGCCACCCAAAUCUCUAAGGACCUUGAACUUUGAACAGAGGGUGUGUUUGCGUACAAGUGUGUGUUUUUGUGUGAGUGAGUGUUGAUGUGUGUGCGCAAAGAAGGGAGGGGGGGUGGAAAUAAUUGGAGAAAAAAAUAGCAAAAAUAGAGAAGGGGCGAGGGGCUGGACCCAAGAGAAAAGACUUCUCCUUCUGUCUCUUUCAUGACUACCCCCCCUGCACACACACACACACACACA